AUGAAGAAGGAAAAAAAGGGCGGCGGCCCCUCGGAACGCAUCGCCGAUGCGCGAUUCUCCAGCUUCGAAACCGACCCCCGGUUUCGCCUUCCGUCCAAGAAGCGCACCAAGACCACGUUGGACGAGCGGUUUGCCGGCAUGCUCCACGACCAGGAUUUCACGGCCACCGCUAGAGUAGAUCGCUACGGGCGCAAGAUAAAGUCUGACGCGAAGAAGAAGGCGCUCCAGCGACUGUACUUGCAAGAAGAGGAGGAAGGAGGACAGUCUCGAGACGCCGCGGCCGACCGUGAUGUCCGAGUCGACGACGACGAGCUCGUCCAGCGCGAACUCCGGGCCGCAGACGAGAAGGAAAAGUCGGCCGCCUACGACCCGGCCCGGCAUGGGGGCUUCUCUUCUUCGUCAGAGUCUGAUUCCGACUCAGACUCGGAAGAGGACUCGGAAGAGGACCAAGACGAAAGCGAUGUCGGUCUCGUCUCCGAGGGCGACGUGCAAAGGUUGCAAGACGAGCAAUCCCGUGUUGAGACUGGCCAUGUCACGAAUCGAAUCGCCGUUGUCAACUUGGACUGGGACCACGUGAGAGCCGCCGAUCUCAUGGCACUCUUCGCCAGUUUCCUGCCCACCGGCGAUGAGAGGAGCCGCGUUCUCAAGAUUUCCAUCUACCCCAGUGAAUUUGGCAAACAACGGAUGCGACAGGAAGAGCUGGAGGGUCCUCCCAGGGCUUUGUUCAAAAGCCAAGGCAAAGACUCCGACGACGAGAGCGACGGCGCGAGCGACAGCGAAGACGAGAGGAUCAAGAAGGAGCUCAUGCAGGAGGGCGACGACCAGGAUUUCGACAGUGACGCGCUUCGAGCGUAUCAGUUAGACCGGCUGAGAUACUACUACGCCGUCAUGGUGUGCUCAAGCCCCGAGGCGGCUCAAAAGAUUUACGAAGCUACGGAUGGCACGGAAUACCAGUCCUCGUCAAACGUCAUCGACUUGCGCUUUGUCCCCGACGACGUCACGUUUGAUGACGAGCCUCGUGACGAGUGCGACAAGGUCCCCGACUCGUACAAGCCCGUCGAGUUCGUGACCAAUGCUCUGCAGAGCUCCAAGGUCAAAUUGACCUGGGACAUGAACCCCGACGAGGCUUCACGCAAAGAAUCCAUCAACAGGGCAUUCACCGGCAGCCGGGCCAAUAUCGAGGAGAACGACCUUCGGGCUUACCUUGCCAGCGACAGCGACAGCGACAGCGAAGACGACGAGCAGAGCUCUGGUCAGGCCAAUGACGAGGACAGGCGAGACGCAACGGACGGGCCCAAGUUGUCCAAAAAAGAGCUGGCCCGCAAGAGAAUGCGCGAGGCUCUGGGGCUGGGAGAUGAGGCGGCUCCUAAAAAGUCAAACGACGGCCCCCUGGGCGAUAUGCAAAUCACAUUCACCUCGGCCCUAUCCGAAAGUAAACCGAAAGACGCCGACCAAGAGGAGACGACAAUCCAGAAAUACAAGCGCAAAGAAAAGGCGCGCAAAGACCAGAAGCGACAAGCACACAAAGCCAGGCGUGAAGCUGCCUCGGGCCCAGCCCCGGGCAAUGAGGAGGAACACGCCAUCACCACCGCUGCGGCCGACAAAGACCUCGGUUUCGACGACCCUUUCUUUACAGCAGAAGACACGUCCGCGCCGUCCAAAAGCUCCAUCCGCAAGGAGGAGCGUCUCAGAAAGCGCCAGGCCCGCGAGGCAGCCGAAGCAGAAUCAGCUGCUGCAAAGAGCCACCUCGUAAAGGUCAUGGCUCAAGACGCCCGCGACACACAAGCGGACCGCCUGGAUCACUUUGACAUGAGCGAAAUUGUACGUGCAGAGAAGAAGAAGAACAAGAAGGGCAACAGAGAUUCUGGUGACGGCACGGACAGAGGCGGAUUACAACAAGACUUCACCAUGGACGUGGAGGAUGAUCGGUUCAAGGCUGUGUUUGAAAGCCACGAGUUUGCGAUUGAUCCAUCCAACCCCAAGUUCAAGGCGACGGGUGGCAUGAAGAAACUGCUGGAAGAGGGUAGGAAGAAGAGGCGCGUGGGCGACGGAGAGGACGAGGCGAGCAGGAAAAAGGCGAAAAAGGGGCGGCGGGAAUGCUGA
Molecule: messenger RNA, 2103 nt
Organism: Metarhizium album ARSEF 1941
Lineage: Eukaryota; Fungi; Ascomycota; Sordariomycetes; Hypocreales; Clavicipitaceae
Product: nuc153
Exons: 1
Coding region: 1-2103 (700 amino acids)
Biological process (GO): rRNA processing
Cellular component (GO): nucleus
Molecular function (GO): RNA binding
Source: RefSeq, a predicted model, not a curated record